AUGGAAUUCAAGAGAAGUUUGAGAAUCGACACGACAGAUCGGCGAUGCUUUUAUCCAAAGGUCGAUUCCUGGUUGCUGGAUGGAAAUGGAGAUUGUUGUUCGUGGGACGGCGUCGAAUGUGAUGAGGUCACCGACCGAGUGAUCGCCCUCGACCUUAGUAACAGUUGUCUCUCAGGUACCAUGUGUCCCAACACCACUCUCUUUCGACUUGUUCACUUGGAGUCGCUCAAUCUUUCUUUCAACAGCUUUGACUUCUCCCCAAUCCCAUAUGGCUUUAGCAAUCUUACGAGGCUAAAAUACCUUACUCUCUCCUACUCUGACUUUUCCGGUGAAAUCCCUACUGUGCUAGCGAAUCUCUCUUCCCUGACAUCGCUUGAGCUUGGCUAUUGUGAAUUGAACGGAGAAUUUCCGGCCAACAUUUUUCAGUUGCCAAACUUGGAAGUCCUUGACAUUGCUGGCAAUAUAAACCUUUCUGGUUUUAUUCCUAGAUUGCAUUGGGGUUCUCCAUUGAAAUCCUUAGCCCUUCGCCUAACCAACUUCUCAGGCGAAAUUCCCGAUUCAAUUGGAAAUCUUAGUCUCUUGAAUGAGUUAGACGCUGAGCGUUGCUAUUUCUCGGGAUCACUUCCCUCUUCAUUGGGUAAUCUUUCUCAUCUCACUGCACUAUAUCUUUAUGAAAAUAACUUACAAGGUCCAAUCCCUAUUUCCUUUGCUAAUCUUACCGAGCUGUCAUCGCUAUUUCUCUCCUUCAAUAACUUGAGUGGUGAUACUUUGGAGUGGGUGGUCAACUUGACAAAACUUACGCAAUUGGACCUUUCAGAUAAUCGAUUAAGCGGUGGAUUUCCAUCUUCAUUUGAGAACUUGAAGCAGUUGGCUGAGCUCUACCUUUCUGACAAUGACUUGCGCGGUGAUAUUCCAAGCACAUUGUGGAAUCUGAAGGAUCUUAAAUCCCUUGACCUAGGGUCACUUAAUCUCAAUGGCAUUGUCGAGGUAAAUGAUAUAUUCAAACUUAAGAACUUGACAUACUUACGUUUGUCCUUCAACAAUAUAUCGUUCACCAAGUCAUUCAUCAAGACCACUACAUCGAAGCUUACCACCUUAAGCUUGGAUUCAUGCAACCUAACCGAGUUCCCACAAUUUAUAGGCUACUUAAGUGAAUUGGCAACAUUAGACCUUCCACACAACAUAAUUCAAGGGAUCAUUCCUAGAUGGAUAUGGAACAAUAGCAAAGAAUCUCUCACGUAUAUAGAUCUUUCUCAAAAUCUUUUAACUGGCUUUGAAAACAACCAGACUGAUCUUCCUUUGCCAAACUUAGAGUAUCUUGACAUUAGCUCUAACUUGCUAAAAACAACCCUACCUGUCCCACCCCGCUCGAUCAUGCGAUACAACAUCUCCCAGAAUUUCCUAUAUGGGGAAGUCCCAAUGACCAUUUGUGAACUGAGCACUCUUGGCGUGCUUGAUUUGUCCAAUAAUGCUCUGAGUGGCGCACUUCCUCCUUGUUUGGGUAGUAUUGGUCCUUUGUUAUUAUUGAACCUUGCAAGAAAUAAAUUUGAUGGCAAGAUUCCUUGCAUUUACCCAAGUGGUUGUGCGUUGAGGAUGAUUGACCUAAGAGAAAACCGACUAAGUGGGAUUGUUCCGAGAUCUUUAGGAAAUUGUGGAAUGUUGGAGUAUUUGAAUCUUGGUUACAACCAAAUUACCGAUACAUUCCCAUUUUGGCUAUCUGAAUUUGCCUACCUAAAAGUUAUUGGCUUGCAGUCCAAUAAGUUUUAUGGUCCCAUAGAAGGUCAUCUAAGCCGGCUUAGCUUCACCAGUUUACACAUCCUAGACCUUUCAAACAAUAGCUUCAAUGGUAAACUUCCUUCAAAGUUGUUACAAAGUUGCCGCAGCAUGAAGGAUAUCAAUGGUCAAGAAAAGUUGGCAUAUAUGCAUAUUAGUCCAUGGAUUAAUAUGUCUUUUGCUUCAGUAAGUAUGAUGACUUAUGCGAUGACAUUGAUGAAUAAGGGCACUAAAAGAGAAUAUGCAAAGAUUCCAAAUAUCCUUAUGGCAAUUGACCUCUCCAAUAACAAGUUUGAAGGUUUCAUUCCUAAACUCAUUGGUGAUCUGAAGUCUCUUCAUAUGCUCAACCUUUCAAACAACUUCCUCACUGGUAGCAUCCCUCCUUCCUUGGCAAACUUGACAGUGCUUGAAUCAUUAGAUAUUUCCCAAAACAAUCUUGUGGGAGAGAUUCCUCAACAACUAGCCAUCCUCACAUUUCUUGCGAUUUUCAAUGUCUCUCACAAUCAACUAUGGGGACCAAUACCACAUGGAACACAGUUCGACACAUUCGGGAGCAGUUCAUUUGCGAUGAAUAAGGGGUUGUGUGGAAGUCCUCUGCCAAAUAAAUGCACAAAUGGUGAUAAUGCUCCACCACCACCACCAUCAUCUUUCAAAGUAGAUCAUGAAGAAGAGUCCCUAUUCAACUUGGAUUGGAAAAUUGUGUUGGCUGGUGCUGGUGCUGGAGUUGGGUUUUUGGUUGGUGUUGUGCUAGGGAACUUGAUCAUUGACGAGAAGAGUAGGUGGUUCUUGCACUACUCCAAGAGAAUGGCAACAUUAUGGAAAAGGUGA
Eucalyptus grandis is the source of this 2601-nucleotide messenger RNA. RefSeq names its product receptor-like protein 7. Bases 1 to 2601 code for a protein of 866 amino acids. The record is from RefSeq and is a predicted model, not a curated record. Gene Ontology annotation, molecular function: protein binding. The transcript is spliced from 2 exons. NCBI's taxonomy places the organism in Eukaryota, Viridiplantae, Streptophyta, Magnoliopsida, Myrtales, Myrtaceae.